Neoarius graeffei (lesser salmon catfish) is the source of this 1946-nucleotide messenger RNA. It is a transcript of the gene ugt5f1, whose product is annotated as UDP glucuronosyltransferase 5 family, polypeptide F1. The record is from RefSeq and is a predicted model, not a curated record. NCBI's taxonomy places the organism in Eukaryota, Metazoa, Chordata, Actinopteri, Siluriformes, Ariidae. The coding region runs from base 171 to 1748 and encodes 525 amino acids. The transcript is spliced from 2 exons. Gene Ontology annotation, molecular function: UDP-glycosyltransferase activity.
AUGUUUGCCUACUUUCCCCUGAAAAGGCUCGGCAGUACUGAGAAUGAGGUGGGACUGAAACACGACACUCUUGACAUAAACACUGGGCAUAACGACAGAGUGGGAGCACACUCAGGACAGUGACUUCUUCAGAAAGAUUUGGUGUGAGUCACAUGGCCAUGAUUUAAAAGAUGUCCACUGCCAUUUUGAAAAUCAUGAUCACCCUGACCUUGACGGGCUCCAUCCAGUGCGGAAAGGUCCUGGUGUUCCCUCACGAGGGCAGCCACUGGGUUAACAUGAAUGUAUUGAUACAAGAGCUGCACAACAGAGGUCACCAUGUCGCGGUCAUCCGAGCAGCUGACAGCUGGUACAUCAAAGAGCAAUCCCCCUACUACCACUCCAUAACCGUUGACUUCUCAGUAGGGGGAGACGAGGCUUUCUUCAGCAGCUUUGUCGCCAGACAGAUCCAGAUUCAGCGGGAAAGCGGCUCACUUUGGACUCGGUUCAGUCUGGACAUGGAGAUGAAAAACAUGUUUUCUGAGAUGCACAGGAAGAUGUGUGAAAUGGUCAUCCGUAUAAUCGAGGAUCCCAAACUGAUCAAUUCCAUCCGAGAAACGGAGUACGAUGUGAUGCUAACGGACCCUGCGAACGGCGGAGGAGUCGUGCUGGCACAUUAUCUGCACUUACCGCUGGUUUUUAACGUCCGUUGGACUGUACACGGAGAGGGGCAUUUUGCAAUCGCGCCUUCGCCCUUAUCGUACAUUCCCUUUCCUUUAUCCAUGUUAACGGAUAGGAUGACUUUUUUUCAAAGGGUAUAUAACAUCCUCUUUGCUGACCUCAGGUUAUUCUUAUACAAGAGCAUUAUAGGUCCUCAUUACAGUGUUUUGUGUAAGCGCUACUUUGGUCCAGAUGUGGACUAUUUCGAAUUGUUCCAGGCAGCUGAUAUCUGGCUCAUGAGAGUCGAUUUUGUGUUCGAGUUCCCUCGCCCAACGAUGCCAAACGUCGUUUAUAUGAGUUGCUUCCAAUGCAAACCACGAAAAGCCCUUCCGGAUGACUUAGAAGACUUUGUGGAAAGUUCUGGAGAGCAUGGAAUUGUGGUUGUAUCAUUGGGAACGCUGGUUGCACAGCUUGCUGAUGAUAUAACCGACGAAAUGGCUGCCGCUUUUGCUCAGCUCCCUCAAAAAGUGAUCUGGCGAUACUCCGGGAAGCAACCGUCCACUCUCGGGAAGAACACCAUACUCAGGGACUGGUUGCCACAGAAUGAUCUUCUUGGACAUCCCAAGACAAAGGUUUUUGUGAGCCAUGGUGGAACAAACGGGAUUUACGAAGCUAUUUAUCACAGCAUUCCAAUCGUUGGCCUACCUUUGGUUUUUGAUCAACAUGACAAUCUGUUUAAGAUGAAAAAUAAAGGUGUCGCACAGGUCGUGGACAUAGCUACUAUAAAUCGGAAUGUGUUUCUUGAGGCUAUACAGGAAGUCCUAAAUGAGCCUUCCUACAGUAUAAACAUGAAGAGGCUGUCCAGGCUUCUCAGAGACAGACCCAUACAGCCUCUGGACAAUGCCAUGUUCUGGAUCGAGUUUGUUAUGAGACACAAAGGUGCUGCUCAUCUACGAACAGAGUCUUACAAAAUGCCUUGGUAUGUUUACUCCAGUGUCGAUGUUAUCGCGUUUUUACUGUUGGUUACAUCAAGUAUAAUUUUCCUCAUCUUUGCUGCAAUCCGAUACAUAUGCUGCAGGGCAUGCAGGAAAAAAAGAGUAAAACAAGACUGAUUCUGCACACCCAGAGUCACAAACAAAUGAAAGUGCAGAGAUCGGAUUUUCAAAUGAUCGAUACGCCGUUGUGUCUGUAUGCAGAGGUUUUAUCUAAUCAAGUGGUGGAAAAUUAUUGUGCAUUUUAGUCUUGUUUUGCUCAAAGGAAAAACAUUCACACUAAGAAUAUAUAAAUGCAGUAAAGUACAAAUUUCAAUG